Cercopithifilaria johnstoni is the source of this 408-nucleotide messenger RNA. The record is from the annotation of a GenBank genome assembly. NCBI's taxonomy places the organism in Eukaryota, Metazoa, Nematoda, Chromadorea, Rhabditida, Onchocercidae.
AUGGUUGAUCCAUUUAGGAUGCGUUAUCGAAAACGACCAAAAAAAGUUUGGACACAGGAAGGUGAGGUAUAUACAGGAUUAGAAAAGUCCGAUCGUGAAUUACCCUCUCCGAAUGCAAUCAAUGAUACCAUAAAAAGAAGGAAAAGCAGAUCGGAUGAUUCGGACAAUCCAUAUCGUCGGCUCUAUGGGUCUACGCAAUAUCAGCCAUCAAGCGAAUUCACUGCACCACCAAUGGUUGGAGGGCCACUACAAGUACCGAGUAUUAUAUUUGAAAUCGAGGAAGAACCAACCAGAACAUGGUAUUAUUGUCGUUGGACAAUUUAUUGGAUAAUAUGGUUGAUAGCAUUCAUUUUUACUUAUUUCCUCAUUUUUCGACAUUAUUACUGCUCACUUCUGAUGGAAUUCUGA